Messenger RNA from Lecanosticta acicola, 13152 nucleotides. NCBI's taxonomy places the organism in Eukaryota, Fungi, Ascomycota, Dothideomycetes, Mycosphaerellales, Mycosphaerellaceae. The record is from the annotation of a GenBank genome assembly.
AUGUCCAAUUCCGCAGCAUUUUAUGUCUCCUGGUUGAGCGUGCUGAAAGCAGGAUUUGCGUUUUGCCCUUUGCCUGUCGACGCACCGCCGGAGCAGCUUCACACCAUUGUUGAGGAAGUCGGUGCCUCGCUGGUAUUAACGAAUGGGCCGCAAGUCGGCGGGCGUCCUUGGGAUGCCUGGUACUGUGACGACGAUGAGCUCGCAACAUGCCUGGAUGUCCAGAAUUUCAUUCGAGAAUUCAAGGAAGGGCAAUUGGAAUCAACAAAACCUCUCCCGGUAGUAGAAGAGAGCAGCCUGGCGUAUGUCAUGUAUACCAGCGGCUCGACAGGCAAGCCCAAAGGCGUGAAGAUCUCCCAUUUUGCCGCGGCAUGCUCGAUAGCAUCACAUUCCAAGUUUAUCCCCACAUCCUUCUUCAAAGAAGGCUUCCGGUGGUUUCAGUUCGCGGCACCGACCUUCGACCCUUCCAUCAUGGAGAUCUUCACUACUUGGUGGACUGGCGGAACCCUCUGCGGUGCUCCUAGAGACCUACUGCUAACGGACCCCGAAGACGCCAUAAAUCAGCUUUCCGCUACCAUCAUGAUGGCGACCCCUAGUAUGGCCAGCGUGCUAAGACCAGAGAAAGUUCCCACACUACGGCAUCUCUGGACCAUGGGAGAAAAACUGACAGCCAAGGUGAUACAAAACUUUGCAUCCGAUUCGCCAAGCAACACUCGUGGCGAAACGCAUACCCCGUCUCUGCAGAGGUCUCGCAAGCUUCUUAAUGCCUACGGUCCUACGGAGGGCUCGAUAAAUUGUACAAUCGUUCCAGAUGUCUCGGUAGAUGAACGAGGGUCCAUCAUUGGCCAGGCUAUCGACACUUGCUCCAUCCUUAUUCUUGAUCCGAGCUGCAGACGCCCAAUACCAGUUCCUCUCGGUUUCUCUGGAGAACUGGCUAUCGGUGGACCACAGGUCAGUCAGGGCUACCUGAAUCGACCGGAUCAGACUGCUGCGUCAUUCGUGACUUGUCAAGAAUACGGAAGGCUCUACCGCACAGGCGACCGGGCUCGUAUUGUCAAGACGAAACAAGGAGAGCUUACUGUGGAGUAUUUGGGCAGAAUGACCUCGGACCAAGUCAAGCUGAGCGGGCGCAGAGUUGAGCUUGGGCAGAUCGAGUCCGUUCUUGCUGGAACAGAUGGUGUUACAGAUGCUGUCGCCAUAGUACACCAUCAUGGACAGCUCGGUCAUGGAAGUGAGCAGGUGGUAGUAUGUCUGAUCAUUGACCAGAACAAGUCAGCAGAAGACAUCCUCGUGCAAUGUCGGAAGUCGGCCGAAAGGCUACUUCCCGCGUUCAUGAGACCAUCCCGCUACUUCGUCUUGGAAUCAAUGCCGCGGUCUCGAAGUGGCAAAACAGACCGCAAAGCUUUAACCGCGAUUGUGGAAGAACGGUGGCAGACCGCCGAUGUCUCUGAAGCGUCAUCUGACUCGGGCUAUGACAGCGAGCUCGCGAGGAGCAUCUCAGAUGAUGCUACUUACGCAUUGGUCAUCAAAGCCAUAGCAGAAGUGUGCGAAAUCAAGGAGGAGAACAUGUCGCCCGGUACUAAUCUGCUUUCCCUCGGGCUGGACAGUCUACGCGCAGUACGGCUACUCCAACAACUGCGAGACAAAGGUAUUUCAAGCCUGGCAGUCGCCACAGUGCUCAGUAGUCGGACGGUACAGGGUCUUGCAAACGCUUGUGCCGGCACCGACUGCGCAACUCCCAAAGGUUCACCACAACGCUACGAGGACUGGCCUUCCCGCUUCUCCGACUUCGACGAGCUCCAUCGAACCGCUUGUGCGAAGCAACUGGGCCUUGACGCAGCUGGAAUCGAAAAGAUUCUGCCAACCACUGCUACGCAAUCUGGAAUGGUAGCAAGCUUUCUGCGAAGUGUUUCUAAGCAGGUGGCAUCUGGCCCGCGAAAGAGUUACAUCAAUCAUUCCUUGUACUACCAGAAGACUGCAAUGGACUCCACCCGACUAGGAGAAUCAUGGCGAGCGGUACUCGCUCGACAUGAUAGUUUCAGGAUGGUAUUCGUUCCAGUCGAUGACGAGCUGUCCCCUUUUGCACAGUGUGUACUUUCCUCAGUAGCAGAGUCUGCCUCUUCAUGCAUAGAAUAUCUGGAUUGCCGAUCACUGGAUGAUUGGAACGAGACUGUUCAGAACGCUCAAGCCGACGCAGAAGCCUCGAUUACACUCGACAAGCCCCCUUUCAGACUCUCGGUCAUCCGUGCACCUGACAGGACGGCGUAUCUCCUCUCGCUUUUCCACGGCAUCUUUGAUGGAGGUUCUCUGGAGCUUUUCUUGGAGGAUGUGGAGGGCUUUUACUACAACCGACCUACCGCACUCCGGACAGGGAUUGAGAGCGCUGUGCUAACGCACUUCGCGGAAGCUACAGAUGACACAGUGAAGUACUGGAAUUCAGAAUUCGAGGCUUUUCAGCCUGUACCUUUCCCUUGCGUCUCUGCCUCCAAGCCCGAAACGCAGUCGCAGGAUGCCCAGGUCGCAGAAUUCAUAGGCAGGACAACAUUAGAAAGGCUUUCAGUGGCAUCUAAAGCUGCGUGCGUUUCGCCUCUGUCGAUUCUACAAGCCGCCUGGGCGACGAUUCUUUUCGCCUACACCGGAUCUACAACCGAAGUGUCGUUUGGUAGCGUCGUGUCAGAUCGCCUCGAAGAGGAUCUCAGCUCCUGUGUUGGACCAACAUUCGUCGUUGUUCCAAGUAAAAUUCGCCAGCAGCAAGGAACUCGAAACACAGUCAAAGAAGUACUGUCGCUGCUUACCGCCAAGAACGCGGAUGCUCUCCCACAUCAUCACAUUCGCCUGAGCUCUCUCACGACUGCUGAAGGGACGCUUCCCUACGAUACCCUCCUCGCUUUCCAAGCCUUCGAUAAGUCGGCCGCGGACAGCGAUCUAUGGCGAAAUGUCGAAUACCCUGCCAUGGAGCAUGACUUUGCGAUCAUGAUCGAGAUAUGGCCUACUCAGACAGGGCCGAUUCGUUUCCGGGGUACAUACACCCACAAGCACCUGGAAUACACUGCCGCAGAAGCAAUGCUGCAACAAAUGGAUGAUGUUGUGUGCUACUUGUGCGAUAACCUCGACGAGCAGUUCUUGGACUCUAGAUUCGCAGUGAGCAGCCACCUGCAGUCGCAGAUUCCUGUUGCUGUGAAGCAAGGCGAAUUUGAGGCCAACUCUCAACAGUAUCUCCACCAAGCUUUCCUCAAUCAUGUUAGGAAGAGUCCUGAAGACCUGGCUUUGCUAUUUAAACAGUCCGUUGACGGCACACUGCCUGACGUCAAAUGGACGUAUGGUACACUUCAUGACCUGGCUCGAGACUUCGCUGUUGGCCUCUUGCAGCAAUUUGGGUCUGUUACCAACGAGCCCAUCAUGAUAUGCAUGGAAAAGUGCCCGGAGCUUUAUAUCGCCGUGCUCGGGAUUCUCCUUGCUGGCGCAGGUUGGUGCCCGAUUGAUCCUUAUUCUCCUCCGGCCAGACAGCAUGCCAUAAUGAAGCGGACCGGGAGUCGAUUGCUGGUCGUCUCUCCUACGUCCUCCCACAUUGACUCGACGGCAAUACCUGCUGGCGUUACGACUGUAGCGUUGGACUUGGAAGCAAUCGAAGCUGGAAUAUCUGAGUCGAAGCAGCUAGAAGUUGCUGUGGAAAGACAUCCAUCGGAUUUGGCAUAUCUCAUCUUUACCAGUGGAACUACAGGAUUGCCAAAGGGCGUCCCGAUCACUCAUAGCGCUGGUGCUACUGCUAUGAAUGCUCUUGCGGCAGCCGUUCCCUCGGAUGUUGCCGGCGGAGUCGUCCGCUGCAUGCAAUUCUCUCAAUACACUUUUGACGUCUUUGUUCAGGAUCUCUUCUACACUUGGACGCUUGGCGGAGCCGUGAUAUCAAGCACGCGACAGCUCAUGAUUCAAAACUUUGCCGACCUGGCAAACCAGACAAGAGCCACUCAUGCGCACCUUACUCCUGCCUUCUCCGCAACUCUGCCUCGUGACAAGAUUGAGACAUUGGAGGUUGUUACUAUGAUUGGCGAGAAACUCACAGAUGCCGUUGCUCAAGACUGGGGUACCAAUCUGCGAGCAUUCAAUACAUAUGGUCCUGCCGAGGUCACGGUUGUUUCGACUCUGCGCCAAUUUACCGGCAAGACUGACACGCACCACAGCUCGAACGUAGGUGUUCCGCUGCCGUCAGUCGGUACCUAUGUCGUUGAAGACGAUAGCGUAGUCAUGCGAGGAGCUCUUGGUGAACUUGCUCUCGCUGGGCCGCAGGUCUCCUCAGGGUACUGGAAUCUGCCAGAGGUCAACGCAAAGAAGUUUGUCUGGAAUGACAAGCUGCAGCAGAGGCUCUACCUGACCGGUGAUCUUGUUCGACACCUUGCUGACGGUACCAUUAACUUUGUCGGACGCAAUGAUGACCUCGUCAAGCUCGGCGGUAUUCGAGUCGAGCUUGGUGAGAUCGCUUUUGCACUCAAGGACGCUGAUCCUCGCAUCGAAAAAUUCGAAGUGCUGCACUGCAAGCGCAAAGACGCCGAUGAGAAGCUUGUUGUUGCCUUCAUGGCAUGCCCAUCUCUUGCUGAAGGGAUGAGAGAAGUCGAAGCAAUUCUGAAUCCUACUGCGAAGGAACUUGCUGGAAUUGCCAGAGAGUACGGGCGAACCGUUUUGCCUCCUUACAUGCUGCCUACGACUUUCAUUGUGCUGCCACGUAUUCCUCACACUGCUUCCGCCAAGGUCGACCGGGCGGCGCUGACGACUAUCUAUCACGGAUUGGAUCUUUCUCAAUGGGAAGCCCCAGAGAAUAUCUCGGCAAGUAACUCGAACGCUGGUGACCGAGAAUGGAGAGAAGCGAACGCAAAGCUUCUUCAAAUCGUCUCAGAGACUUUGAAAAUCUCGCCAGAUUCUGUUCGUGCCACCAGCAGUCUACCUGCUAUUGGCAUUGACUCGAUCGCUGCAAUCAGACUCGUUCCCAAGAUCAAUGCGCUGGGUGCCAACCUUUCAGUUGUGGAUGCUUUCAAGUGCCGUACCCUCUCCGAUCUGGCUGAACUCGCCAAGCUUGGCAAAACAAGCAGUAUGGAAGAGCCUGUCCAAGCUGUGACAUCGCCCAGCGAUGCGGUACUGCAUGACUUUGACGGUUGCUGGUACGACGCGGCGGCGAAGUACCUCAACCAAGAAGACAUAACCGUAAUUCCCACCACGAUACUGCAAGAGAGUCUUUUGAGUGAAAGCUUCAAGGAUCCUCAGGCUUAUUGGAGCAGUCACUUGUUCCAGCUUAAGCCCGAUGUUGACACCGCCCGUCUCAAGCGUGCAUGGACGAAGGUGACACGACAAACUGAGGCUUUGCGAGUGGGCUUUGUGGCAAAAGCAAUGCUGUCUACUUCAGGCGACGUGGGCGAAGAUGGACUAUCCUACCUGCAAGUUGUCUACGACGAGCCAUACGUCCAGUGGACGGAGCACGAUAACAUCGGUGCAUUGACAGAAGCUGCAAGGUCCAGAGUCGCAGAGAUUGCGCAGCAGCACCACCACCAGCUUUUCAAAUUUCCGCCCUGGGCCAUUGAUAUCUUCAGACAAGAAGACGGUACAUCGAUCGCGAUGCUCACCAUCCACCACACCAUCUACGAUGGGCCAAGUCUUGGGUUCUUAGAAGCUGAUCUGAAGGCGCAAUAUCUGCGAACAUUCCAAGCACCACAACGGCUUCAAUUGACAGAAGCUGUACUCUCUGGCUCAGCUCUCGAUGCAGACAGUAGUGACUGCAUUGAGUUCUGGAAAACGGCUUUGGAAGAUUUCGAAGCUGAUUCUGGAGAGCAGGACUUGACUGAGCAAGGCGUCUCGAAGCUCAGUCACAGGAUCCAAUACUUACGCAGCAGUACCCCAAUGACGAAGCUGAGAGACGCAGCACGCAGUUUGGGCCUUAAUUCCGUCGUCACCAUCCUCCGCACGGCCUGGGCUCUGAUCCUUACAGACUUACUCGAGAGUCCUCGAGUGUUGUUUGCUGAAGUCUUGUCCCACCGCAUUGCAGACCACAGGCUGGCCAAUGUCGUUGGGCCGAUGAUGUCUACUGUCCCAAGUCUCUUCAAACGACUAGAGACAGUGAGAUCCACUCUGAUGGAGCAAGACUCCUUCUCGAAAGCAGCAUGGCAGCAUCGCAAUGUUCGACCGGGUACCAUUCGAUCUCUCUUGAAGCGCGACAACUCUUCGCAAGUCUAUCCGGCCAUGUUUGCAUUUCAUCCUUCAGUCGUUAACGGUGUGGAAGAGAAUUGCGACCUGUGGCAGCGGAUGGAAGAUGCAACCACGCUGCAAGCGGAACAUCCUCUCGCCUUCAAUGUGUGGCAAGAUGCAGAGCCGGAACCAUACUUUGAGCUUGCCAUUGCCGAGCACAUCAUGAACAGCGAUGAGCAGAACCUGCUCCUGCGCCAAUUAGAUGCUUUAGUCUUAGCACUUGUUCGUGAGCCUAAGCAGAAGCUGGCUGCUCUGACAGAUGGCUGCUCAACCGAUUUGAUCUCCCGCACAACGCCGCGGAAGGAUACGAAAUGCCCUCCUCCUUGUGGUCCUACAUACUGGGUAGAGAACUGGGCUGAGACUCAUCCCGAGUGGAAAGCCGCUGAGAUAGCUCUCAAGAUUGAGCCCGAUGGCACCGAGACUGAAUGUUGGACCUACGCGCAGUUGAAUGCUGAGUCAAAUCGUAUUGCGCACUGGAUAAUCCAACAAGGAGUGGUGCGUUCCAUGAUCGGAAUGUGCCUUGGACGCACGCUCAUCUCGUACGCUGUGAUCCUUGGUAUCCUCAAAUCCGGCAACUGCUAUCUUUCCAUCGAUGAAAGCUUACCCGCGGAGCGCAAGGCAUUCCUGCUGGAAGACAGCACUUCCAGGUUCAUCUUCACAAGCCCAGGCUUCAUGGACGAUGUCGAGCUUGCCUCGGUAUGCGUUAUGGUCGACGUAGAGCAUCCGGACACUCAAGCGCAAUUCUUAGAGAUGGGCUCGAACAAUCCUUCAGUUGAAACUCAGCCUCGAGACAACUGCUAUCUUCUGUACACUUCUGGUUCCACCGGAAAGCCUAAGGGGGUGCUUGUCAACAGAGAAAACCUUGCGUCUUUCUGCGAAGCUCAGGCAGAAUUCAUAUACAGUGUCACGACGACAGCUGAGACAGCAGGUCGGGGCAAGUACUUGGGCCUUGCAAGCCGAGCUUUCGACGUCCACCUCGGUGAGAUGUUUCUGGCAUGGAGGUUCGGUCUUGCUGCCAUCACUGCACCUCGCUCAAUGUUUUUGGAUGAUCUAGCCCUCGCACUGUCCUCUCUGCACAUCACCCAUGCCAGCUUUGUGCCCUCGCUACUUGACCAGACCGGCUUGACUCCAGAGGACGCCCCAGAUCUUGUCUUCAUUGCCACGGGUGGUGAAAAGAUGUCGUCUAAAACGAAAAAGCUGUGGUCUACGCAUCAUCGCGUUCGGUUGAUCAACGCAUACGGCCCCACAGAGGCUACGAUAGGUCUCAACUCUAGCUUGGUUACUCCAGACACGGACACACGAGAUAUUGGAACUCCAUUGGGAGACUCGCAAGGUCAUGUCCUUGUCCCUGGCACUGAAAACUAUGUGCUCCGGGGAAUGCCGGGCGAGCUCUGCUUUACAGGAAGUCUCAUCGCCAAUGGAUAUCUGAACCGCCCAGAUGCCAAGGGAUUCGUGGAAGAUUUCCAUGGCAAGCGUAUGUACCGUACGGGUGACAUUGUCAAGCUAGGGCUGGACGAUCAUGUCUACUUCUUGGGUAGAAAAGACGAUCAAGUGAAGAUUAGAGGCCAGCGAGUUGAACUUGGCGAGGUGGCUGAAGGUGUUCGCACCGCUUCCGACGUUGAUAUCAAUGUUGCCGCCUUGGUCGUUCAGCAUCCUGGAAUCUCUCGCAUGCAACUCGUUGCGUUCAUUGCCGCCGGUAACUCGACGAAGGAGAGGUCUUCCGAGCCCCCAGAAGUGAUGUUUUCUGAGCUGCAUAAGACCAGUUCAGACCUUCGAGCGAAAUGCCAGAAGAUACUACCUAGCUCAACUGUGCCUGACCUUAUUAUCCAGCUCACAUACAUGCCACUUGCUGCAACAUCCGGCAAAGCAGACAACAAGCUGCUGAUCAAGAUAUUCUCGACCAUUCCGAUCAAUGAGCUCAUGCCAAACAGCGACAGCGGUGGUGGAGGGAUCACCGCAGUCGCUCGCCCCAUGAAUGAAGCCGAAAUGGCUGUCUUGGAGAUCGUCUCGUCCGCCUUGAAAGUGAAAGAACCGCAGCGAAAUGUCACACCUGCGUCGACGUUGUUCGAACUUGGCAUCGACAGCCUGUCGGGAAUCAGUGUAUUCUCGAAGCUGCGCGCCGCUGGGUACGAUUGUAGCGUUGCAAUGGUGAUGAAGAAUCCAACACUCGAGCAGUUGGCCAAGGUCCAGAAGCAGAAUGAGAGUAAAGUGCAGCAUAGCGGUAAUCACCAAGAACAGUUUCCGGAUCUUCAACAAAUGCUUCUCCAAAGUGGCGAGCUUCCUGUUCCUACCGAACAUGUCGCAGCUAUCAGACCCUGUCUGCCCCUGCAGGAAGUUCUCGUCGCACAGUCGAUACAUGAAAGCCCUGAAGGGGUUGAUGGAGCCUACGUCAACCACAUUUGCUUUGAGUUGCCUAAGGAUGUUGACAUCGAUCGACUCCGUCACUCUUGGCAGAAGGUCAUGCACGAUAAUGAGGUUUUGAGGACCUGCUUUGCGACCAGUCUUGAUAAUUUCUUUCAGGUGGUGCUGAAGCCGCAGGUUUGCGAGACCUCGUGGACGACUCUUGCACCUGGAUCAUUCCAAGACAUUGAAGACUUGAAGAAAGUGGUAGCGAAGGAAGUCGUGCAAAGCGUUUCCACGCGCUCACCGAUACGCUUGCAUGAAGCAAAAUGCUCUUCUGGAAGCCAACAGCUUCUCCUGUCAAUCCACCAUGCUCUAUACGAUGGCAUGUCCCUCGAAAUGAUGAUCUACGACGUUGAAGAGAAUUACAAAGGCAGUGUACCGGAGACUCGACCCAGUGUGACGCCUCUGAUCGAGUACAUCGCGAGGCAAGACAAGGAGCGCCAGAAAGCACACUGGACAAACUUGCUGGCAGGCUGGAAUAACGCUCCUUUGCUCAGUGAUGUCGCUUCCAAAAACGUUCAGUUGGCGACUUGUGAGCGGCAGUUCAACUUCAAGCUCUCAGAAAUCGACGUCGCUGCGUCUGCUACAAAAGCGACGACAGCUACCGUACUGCAGGCUGCAUUUGCCAUGGCAAUGGCACAGACUCUCAAAACCAACGACUUCAUUUUUGGAAACGUCCUCUCUGGGCGCACUAUUCCUGUGAAGAGAGCGGAUCAGAUCAUGGCACCAUGCAUCACUACGGUACCGCAGCGACUCAAGCUAACCGACGAUGCUGCUUCCAUAACCGAGAUCAUCAGACUCCUGCAAGACUCGAAUUCCAGCUCUUUGGAGCAUCAGCACGUGUCUCCGAGAGACAUCCAAAAGUGGACUAAAGCUGACCGGGCGCUAUACGAUUGCCUCUUCUCUUUCAUACGCCUUCAGCCGCAGGCGGAUGCGAAGGAUCGAGUCUUGAAGGAAGUCGACAGCACCAUAGGAGUCGACUAUCCGCUCGCGAUCGAAUUCGAAGUUGACUCCAGCACCGAUCAGCUCAUCGUUCGCGCUGGUUUUACUGAGACUUUUGGAACAUCAAGCGACGCCGAGCUUUUGCUUGAGAAAAUCGAGAUGCUUACAGAUGCUAUUGUCAGACAACCGGACAUGAAAGUCUCUAGCCUGGGUUGCUCCAACGCAGACUCUCGAAGGAGUGUUGCGCAAACAUCUACGUAUGAUGAGUCGCGCUGGUCUGACUUUGAGCAGCGCAUCCGAGAGCUGGUCAGCAAGUUUGUUUCUCUGCCAGAGAAGGAUGUCGGCAAGAAUACUGCUUUCAUUCACCUGGGUGUCGAUUCUAUCUCUGCAAUUCGGCUGGCGAAACAACUGAGAAGUCACGGUCUAAAAGUUUCGUCUGCCGACAUUAUCCGCCACAACCGUUUGGGUGCGCUGUGCCAACACCUGAGCGCCAAUUCUCAGGAGGCAGUCCCCAGCAUCACACCCUUAGCAUCCAGAGACACUAGGCAUCAGCAAGACCUGGUUUCGAUUCUGGAAUCCCAAGGCUUUUCCAAGCUUGGAAGCAAUGUUGAAUGCUAUGAAUGUACGCCACUCCAAGCCGGCAUGCUAGCACAGAGUCUUGCAACCGGAGGUGCUCUGUACAUGCACCAUCACGCUACGUACCUGGCGCCGAACGUCGAUUCUGCACGGCUAAGAGUUGCUUGGAGUAGUCUCGUGGCAGAUCUUGACAUUUUGAGGACGACGUUCCACUGGCUACCGAAACACAAAGCCCCAUGGGUGGCUGUUGUGCACCCGCAAGAAAGGCCAGACUGGAAGGAGGUCCAUGUUCCGAACGCCAGACAGUAUUGGUCGCAGCUCUCCAAUUCAUCGGAUUUCAUGAGCCGCAUUCAAGAUGCAAAGCCGCUUGCUGGUGCUCAGCUGGUGACAUCGGGCGAGAAGCCUGUCCUGAUUCUUACGUUACAUCAUGCUCUUUACGACGGCAUUUCGAUUGGGAUGCUGUACCAUCAUCUGGCGCUAAGGUACAACGGCAGCGAGUCGCCACACACGACCCCCUUCUUCGAAGCCGCCCGAACGAUCGCCCGGAAUGCAGGGUCUGCAGUCAAAUUCUGGGCAGAUCAGAUUCAAGGCUAUGCAGGUCUACCGGCGUCAGCUGAUGCAAAUGCGUCAGUCUGUUUGUCAGAAGCCACCAUUACCCAAAAUGUGGCAGAGCUCGAAGAACAGUGCCGACAAGCAGAUUUCGAUAUCAAGGACGUCUGCAUUUCUGCCUUUGGUAAAGCGCUGGCCUGUGUUCACGGUCGUACAGAUGCAGUCUUCGGACAAGUCAUAGCAGCUCGACACAGCCUUAGCGGAGACGAGUGGGAUGUCGUUGGACCCAUGUUCAACACCGUUCCUUAUCGGAUUGCCAUCAAGGACAAGUUCAUGACCAACAGAGAUGUCGUCGACCAUGUGCACACCAUCAGCAGUGGAUCCAUCGAGUAUCAGCAUGCCUCACUAGCCGAAGUUCAGAAGAUUUGGCGUUCCUCAGUCUCGGAUUCCAGUGCCGAACUCAUAGACAGCAUCUUUGUCUACUCGAAGGUGGACCGUGUUAGCUCGGCAGCAGCAAGUGUCUUCGGGGACUCACUCGAGGCGGAUAAGUCACCCAUACCAUCAGAAUAUCGCAUCAACUUUGAAGUGGAACAUACUAGCGGUAGAAUUGUUGCACGAGUCUUGUCUUCGACACCCAAGGAAGAGAUGGAGAGACUUCUGGAGCACUUCAAGAAUGCUGUCCUGGACAUCAUUGAACAACCAACGAGAUUUGCCACCGCAUACCCUGAAGAGCUUCGAGACCUUUCGUCCGAGGUAGCGCCAGCCACUCUCUCCCCGGAGGCUUUUGAUGAGUCCGCAGUGAAGGAGUAUGCAGAGCCCAUACGUGCGGCCAUGGCGGAGGUUACGCAGGUUUCGGCCGGGAGCAUCAGGCUCAACUCCUCAAUUUACUCUUUCGGAGUCGACUCAAUUGCAGCAAUUCAGAUUGUUGCCCAUUGUCGAAAGGCCGGCGUACGUCUCAGUGUCGCCGACAUCCUCAAGGGAGCCAUGCUUGGCCGGAUCUGUGAGAUUGUUGCUGCCAAAAAUGCGAAGUCGAAGGAAAAGCAAGCACCGAAGCAGCAUCGUGAUAUGGUGUCUCCGAUGGAGAGGCAAGCGGCUCUACUUACACUGGGGACAUCCGAAGACAAGGUCGAGGAUAUCAUUCCCUGUUUACCAGGUCAAGAAUAUCACCUUAUCAGUUGGCUUCAGUCCGGGCGAACGCUCUAUGAACCGGAAUGGAUCUACAAAGCUUCAUGCAAGCUUGAUGUGAACCGACUCAAGGCUGCUUGGAAGACGCUUCGGGAGCGGAAUGAGGUCUUGCGGACGACCUUCGUGGCGACUGCUGCUCAACGUGCUGUGCAGGUCAUUAUGAAGGCGCACGUAAUCCACGACGAAGCUUUCGCAGCAGUACAGGAAUCAAGAGCAUUGCUAGACGCCGUGAAAGACAGGGCUCGAAUCGAGGCCCGCAAUCCUUCAAAUUUCUUUGAUCUGCCAGUCCGACUGCGAUUGAUCGAGGCUCCUGAUGGCGACGCCGUGAUGCUUUACGUGCAUCACUCUCUGUACGAUGCCUGGAGCAUGCCGCGUCUGGUCUCUGAGCUGGCAGCGAUCUACAACAACUCGGAGCUCGAAGCCGCAGCUUCUUUUGCGCAGCUGGUUCGCUACAAUUUCGAGACUAUUGACGAGUCGGAAGAAGCCAAAUUCUGGCAAGAAACCUUGGCGGGCUGCGAACAAGCGCUUGUUCCAUCGUCGUCUGCACCCACCGAUGCCCUUGACCGCAGUCAAAGCUUUGCAAUGGUAAGCUGCCACGAGGUAAAGGUCGCUGAUCUCGAGCAAGCCUGCUCAGUUCACGACGUCUCACCUCAUCAAGUGGUGUUGGUAGCAUUCGCGCGAGCGCUGGCUCGAAUCACCAAUACAUCCAGUCCUCUCUUCGGCUUCUUCCAGCUAGGCAGGUCCGCAGCCUUCGACGACAUCGACAAGGUAACUGGACCGUGCGUCAAUACUCUGCCACUCGGACUACGACUCGUACGGCAGAAGAAUGUCCUGGACUGUGUGCGCGAGCUACAGCAGAUCCUUAGCUCAUGCGUACCAUUCGAGCAAAGCAGCCUUCGCACAGCAGUGAAGGCAUUCGAUCCGACCGCCGACCAGUUGCCUUUUAAUGCGUACAUCAACUUACUCUGGAACAAGUCGUCUCUCGGCGGCGUGGCUCCUGGCUCAGAUGAUCUAUUCAGUCCGAUGGCUCUGGGUGUUCCUACGGACUACACGUCUUCUAAGGCUCUUCCCGGAACGACUGCCGUUGAUGCGCUCGAUAUUGGACUGCUGCCACCGCAUCAAUUGUUUCUCGACGUUGGGCCUGGCGACGAGGGAGUUGUUGUAUUCGGAGCUAGGGCUGAUGCUGCCCUCAUGGACGAGGAGGGCAUCCGUAAAUUUAUCGGACUUGUUGAAGAACAACUGUUGCAGUGUAUUGAGGUACUGAGAUCUUGA